AUGCAAAAAGAGUGCAGCCUUGUUUCUAAGGAUAUGUUGAAUGAUUGCAUACUGGAUCUGCCAAUAGAGCAACAAGAAAUGGUUAAAACAAUUUUUAAUGCAGCAAAAUGUAAAAGCUCUAAAGGAAGAAGAUAUAGUCUAGAAUGGGUAUAUGAAUGCUUGUUAAUGCGUAUCAAGGGACCAAAAUUAUACAGAAAAAUGAGAAAAGAAAAUAAACUUGGAAGGUAUAUCAAAAAAUUGCACACUGCUUAUGGAUUCCAAGAAAACACAUUUCAAGUCAUGAAAGAGAAAGCUCAAGACUUUAGUUUGGCAGAAAGACAUGGUAAUUGA
This is a messenger RNA of Macrosiphum euphorbiae (potato aphid), 330 nucleotides long. The record is from the annotation of a GenBank genome assembly. Lineage: Eukaryota; Metazoa; Arthropoda; Insecta; Hemiptera; Aphididae.